Solanum verrucosum is the source of this 667-nucleotide messenger RNA. RefSeq names its product HMG1/2-like protein. The transcript has 8 exons. The coding region runs from base 12 to 431 and encodes 139 amino acids. NCBI's taxonomy places the organism in Eukaryota, Viridiplantae, Streptophyta, Magnoliopsida, Solanales, Solanaceae. The record is from RefSeq and is a predicted model, not a curated record.
UUUUUGUCAUCAUGAAAGGAGGUAAAUCCAAGGGGAAAGCUGAUAACAAGCUCGGAGUGAAGAAGAGCGCUGCCCAGACUAAAAAGGAGAAGAAUGCUGCCAAGGAUCCAAACAAGCCUAAGAGGCCAGCAAGUGCUUUCUUCGUUUUCAUGGAGGACUUCAGGAAGCAGUACAAGGAAAAACAUCCAGGCAACAAGUCUGUUGCUGCUGUUGGCAAGGCCGGUGGUGACAAGUGGAAACACUUGACUGAUGCUGAGAAAGCUCCUUACAUUGCUAAGGCUGAGAAACGAAAGGCUGAGUAUGAGAAGCUUAUGGAUGCUUACAACAGAAAACAGGCUGGUGAGGCUGAAGAAGAUGAGGAAUCUGACAAGUCAAAGUCUGAGGUUGAUGAGGAAGAUGGAAGUGAUGAGGAAGAAGAGGAUGAUGACUGAAGUGCUAAUGGAGGAGUAAAUUGGUGGGGAAGCUGUGUAAUACCUUAGAUAUUUCUCUAUAUGAUGACUCCUUACUUUUCCCCGUUAAAUACUUGCUCUUUUUUUGGUUUAUUUUGGGGUUUCUUAGGUAUGGGAAAAAGAUGAAUUAGAUCAGAGCUAUCUUUAAAGCUCAGUGGCUUAUGUACUUUUUAUUCUGAUGCUGGUGUUGCUUAAUGAUAAUGCAACUUUUUAGGCAA